This is a messenger RNA of Lingula anatina, 1635 nucleotides long. RefSeq names its product SH3 domain-binding glutamic acid-rich-like protein 3. The record is from RefSeq and is a predicted model, not a curated record. Gene Ontology annotation, cellular component: cytoplasm. NCBI's taxonomy places the organism in Eukaryota, Metazoa, Brachiopoda, Lingulata, Lingulida, Lingulidae.
CUCACAUAUAUAAGAAGUCGCAUUCGUGGCAGUCACACAUACCAGUGUGCUGAGAACGCUUCCGGACCACACCCUCUCCCUCUCCCCUUGUUACUCAGUCAAGUUGCUAUAGUACGCCAUGAAGACUGCCACCGUUAGCUACGUUUUGGUCAUAGCCAUUAUGGCUGCCUGUGUGGAGUUUAUUGAGUGCGAUCGUCUGCCCACAAAUGGGAUCCGUGUAUACAUCAGCAGCUUGUCAGGCAACCUGGAGGUAAAGAAACAACAACAGUGGAUACAGAUGGUUCUCAGCGGGAAGAACAUCGACGCACAGUACAUCGAUAUCUCCUCAAACGCCGCCGCUAAGGAAUUCAUGAGGGAAAAAGCAGGACCGUUUACUGUUCCUCCACAGCUUUUUAACGGCGAGGAAUACCUUGGUGAUUACCAAGCUUUUGAGGAAGCAGUUGAAGACAGACGUCUUAUGGAAUUCCUAAAGUUGAACUGAUUUAUCUCGUGGUUAAAAAUAAAGUUUGAGACACUGUCAAGACGUCAAGGCACGCGAAUUCACAUGUGUAAUAUACUUCAACUACCAUUUUGACAAAAACCUAACAAGAUAUAAAAAAAAAAAAAACAGAAAUGUCUGAAGCUGGACGAGCUGAGAUGAUUGUACUGCAUGGGUACAUACCGGUACAUAAUGAAUAGUAAAAUGAAUAAUAGAAUAAAUAGAGCCUUAGUACAAAUUAUAACUUGCCAUGAUAUGUGUUAACUGUGCUGAUAAUUGUUUAAGGAAAAUGAUAUUCAAUAUGUUGCACUCUUUCAGGAGAAGCAUUUAUUAUUUUGCAACCUAGGCUUAAAUUCUUCAUGCACCUUGCAUUUGAAUACAAAUUUCUGUUGUGAGUUCUGCUUUAUUACAUUCAAGAUUCCCGCGUCAAGUCACAUGGUACCAGGUGUCAUGCGACACCUGGCGUGACGCGUAAACAAUACAUAGACUAAAACACUACAUUCCUCCCCAUCUUAUUUUCAAAACAUGCUUAUAUACAAACCACUGAUGAAUAAGAUAAGUGUGAAGUAAUUACAAUUGUUGAAAUAAUUUUAACAUACAUACGGAUUACACUUUAUUAACAGCAUCUUAGUCAACCCUUGCUUUAAAUGACAAUGUUAUGUAUUAUAUGCCUUACAUCAGCACAGUUAGUGAUAAUGAGAUCUAUUUUUGUGCAUAGUAAAUAAUAAUUGUGCAUAUACAUUGCAUAUUAACGGCACAAAUAAAUACAUUAUUUCCUUAUAGCUAAGGUAACAUGUUGUGUUAAACAGUGCAUACUUUCAAUUCCCAUAUUUUUUUUAAUAUACAUGUGCAUGCAUUACUGCAUAAACGGCACAUAUGAACUUUACUUAUCAUGCUAAAUCUGUAUUAUCAACAUGACACAUGCACUUUACUCACAAGACUGUACUGUGCAUCCAAACAGUUUCAAAAUACAUACAACUUCUACGAAUGCCAUGAUAAAGAAAAUGUAUAAUUGUGUCACUUAUGUGAAUACAAUAUUAAAUGCGAAUACAAGCUCAGUUUAAUGUAGCCAAUAUAUAUGCAUGUAAAACAUAGUCAAUGCUUGGUUCAAAGUCAAUAAAGUUCACAGAAAAUGUCCCAUUAUCUCAGUAAAUUGU